AAACUCACUUCAUCUUCAAAUUGAGCCAUUCUAGCUAGCCAGUCUCGUUGCUGCAGAUUCAGCUCUAAAACCUGCAGCGGAUUCCGUUGUCUCGAGCGAACUUUUGCUCACAGCCAAUGUGAAUGACUCAGAUCAGCGACUCGACAGCAUUCGCAGUGCAGGACGGCUGCAUCUCGUGCAUGGGCCUUUAAUGUACAGAUUAGGAAUCUGAACCUGCGGAAGCUUGUCACAUGCGUCGUUCCAUCUCUUCUGCUGCUGGAGUUGUCUCCAGGUAAAGAAGGGUCCGGUCAUUGGGAGCUGGCCACAAAAGCUGCUGAAUAAAAAUUUCGAAGGUAUCUUCGUCAAUUUUCGAAUUGCCGAAGCUUAUACAACUAUAAGAGAAGCCGUAUAUACAUCGGCCUGAUCUUAUCUCAGCUAUGGCAAGCACGACAUUCACAACACUUCUGAUAGCCUUGGGCGUCUUAGCAGCUUUGUCUGGUGGAUACGGAAAGGACGUCAUUGUCGGCGGCGAUCAGCAAUGGACGAUCGACCCUACGUUCAAUUAUUCUGAGUGGGCCAUGCAGACGACUGUGGCUGUAGGAGACAAUUUGAUUUUCAAGUACAACUCCACGGAUCACAAUGUGAGGAGCGUGACCGCGGCUCAGUAUGAGUCUUGUGACACCACCAGCUACAUUCAGCAAUGGGAAACAGGUGAUGACAGCGUUGUUAUCAACAGCACUUCGACAUACUACUUCCUCUGUAGCAAACCCGGUCACUGUCUGUACCAGAAAUUCUCUAUAGCAGUGCCUGCAGGUUCAGCUGAUUCCCCGCCUCAGGCUGAAACACCAAAUGCUUCUAAUUCGCUUCUCCCUCGUCUUGGCGGAGUACUGCCUCUCAGUGUCCUAGUUUUGCUUUCCGCCGGUUUCUUGUAGAUUGUUCCACAGUACUUGCAAUAUCAUUCAUUUUCAGGUCACCCCGUGACUUCUUACUCGUAAGAUAUCUAGAGCAGCACCGCCGCGUAAAGCUGUAACGAAUUGGAUGUUGCAGUGACUGAGUUUCAUAUAUGUGGCAUUGGAUGGUGUAGUUAUACGCUGAUGUAUCUACAGAGAACUGUCAACCGGACGGGAUUAUGAAUCGACGCAAUGAUAGAGAUCUUAAAUGACAGCUGUCACCUUUGUGCUCUAAAGCGAUGUCUUGUUUAAGUAAUAGCAACUGUUUUGUUCUCCACGAGUCUGUUUAUGU
This is a messenger RNA of Marchantia polymorpha subsp. ruderalis, 1221 nucleotides long. NCBI's taxonomy places the organism in Eukaryota, Viridiplantae, Streptophyta, Marchantiopsida, Marchantiales, Marchantiaceae. The record is from the annotation of a GenBank genome assembly.